AUGAACGACCCGUGCGGUCCGAUGUACGAUCCUGAUCGAGACACAUACCACAUCUUCUACCAGUCUUUUCCGCAGCACCUCAACUUUGGCAAUACAAGCUGGGGCCAUGCCACGUCCAAGGAUCUGAUCACCUGGACCGACGUCGGUGGAUGGGAUCAUCGUAGUUUUGUGGCGAUUGAGCCUAGCAACUAUUCUGUGCCUUCGUAUGACUGGCUUGGUGCUUUCUCUGGAGGCGCUUAUGCUACGAAUCUCAAUGGCGAUCAGGACGGCAAUCUUACCUUAAUGUACUCAGGAGAUGUCCUGCUUCCGGACAAUUGGAAGAAGCCUUACGAGCUUGGACCGCCAUAUGCUACCGAGACCCAGAACAUUGCAACAUCCUCUGACGGUGGUAUUACUUGGCAGAAGUGGGAAGGCAACCCCUGGCUCAACGGACAGCCUGGUGGCUGGAAUGUUACUGGUCUGCGAGAUCCUGUCUUUGCGCCAAACGCGAGGCUCGACAAGAUCCUGGGCCGUGAAGAGGGAAGCAAAUGGUAUCUGGUGAUGGGUAGCGGUAUACGCGAGGUUGGUCCGCGCAUACCGCUGUUUUCGGCAAACUCGCACGACCUCACCAACUGGACUUUCGAAGGUGCUCUCUGGGAGCCUCCAAUCAACUACACCUGGGGUGGAGAUCGUACAAAGACUGGCAACUAUGGCGCCAACUUUGAGCUAGCUGGCUUUUUCGAUGAAGUCGAGAAAGUGAAGUACGGGGGCGAUGGUCACACUACCAAGUGGAUCGUUCCAUUCGGCGCCGAAGGUUACAACGACACCUGGCAUCCGCUUGAGCACUGGUCGCUGUUCGUCCUCGGAGAUGUGCACAGACGUGCUAAUGGCUCCGCUGAAUUCGAAGUGCAGGCUUCUGGUGUUCUCGACUGGGGCAAAGCCUAUGCUCUGAACCAAUUCUACGAUUCGAAGAAUGAUCGCAGAGUCGUCUGGGGUUGGAGUGAUGAAGAUCUCAACAACACUGGCUUGAUCCAGCAAGGCUUCCAAGGCUCGCUGGGAUUACCGCGCGAGCUGUACAUUCUGAAGUCGCAUAAUGUCCUUCCACCAAAGGACGGUAUAUGUGACGGGCCCGAGAUCUGGGAGGCAAGCUCUGAUAACAGGACAUAUACCGUCACCACCGUGGCUCAACAUCCGCUCUCUGAGGUCGUUGAGGCAAUUCAUGGCGAGGAGCAAGACCUCAAGCCCAGUGCAUUGGAUCUGAGCGGAAGAACGGGUUUCGACAGCAUAAACAGCUCUCACUUCCAUCUGCAAACGACCUUCACACCGCCAUCAGCUGUUCACAACAACAGUUAUAUCGGCGUCCAGGUUCGCGCAAGUCCAAACCGAGAAGAGUACGCCGAGAUCCGCUACUACUCAGCCAACUCCUCCAUCGUGCUCGAUCGCAGCCGGUCCUCGCUGAUCACGAACUUCAUCAAAACCACUUUCGUCGGACACUUCGAGCCGUACACAUAUGCCAACGGCACUACCGAAGACAUUACGAUGGACUUCUUCGUCGAUGGCAGCCUGCCGGAGAUCUUCGUCAAUGACCGCUUUGCCAUGACUUCCCGGAUUUAUCCAUCUAGAGCAGAUGCCCUUGGGGCUGCGCUCGUCAGUCAUGAUGGGAGUAACAUUGUGAGGAGCGUCAAGUUCUGGGAGAUGGAGUUGAAUGUGUGGCCCGAGAGGUCUUUGAAUGCGAGUUCGCCACUGGUCCAGGAUGCAUACUAUGAGACGCACAUUGAGUUUGACAAUCCGUAUUUGCCGACUGGGUACGAAUUGUACGUAGGCAACUGA
This is a messenger RNA of Fulvia fulva, 1809 nucleotides long. RefSeq names its product Beta-fructofuranosidase, soluble isoenzyme I. The coding region runs from base 1 to 1809 and encodes 602 amino acids. The transcript has a single exon. Lineage: Eukaryota; Fungi; Ascomycota; Dothideomycetes; Mycosphaerellales; Mycosphaerellaceae. Gene Ontology annotation, biological process: sucrose catabolic process. The record is from RefSeq and is a predicted model, not a curated record. Gene Ontology annotation, molecular function: sucrose alpha-glucosidase activity.